UUUCAAUGGGAUGUCGGUGAACUUGUACUUAUGACGGUUUCAUGAAACGCUGCCCUGAUUACUGUGCUGGGAACCAAAAUCAUUUCAUGCCACUUCAUGCGAUAUACCUGAGCUGUUUUGUUGGUGUUGCCGCUGUUAGGAUCCGAUAAGUGAUCACAACCGAAACCAUGAAGAUCUGUACCAUCGUAACUGCUCUGCUCCUUGGCAUCACUGGAGAGGCAACUGCCCAUAAAGACUUUCGAGGUGAUCUGUACGAAACCUUGUUUUCGAACUACACCAAGAGUUUUCUACCCCACCCUGAUGAGUCACACAACGUGAAUAUAUCAAUAGAUCUCGAGCUCUUACAAAAACUGGAUUUAUUUCAAGGGACUAUGCACAUGAACGUUUGGCGAACAUUGGUGUAUAAAGAUGAACGUUUGACUUGGAACCCAGCAGAUUUUGGUAAUAUUCGCAGAUUCCACGUCUCCUCCUCAGUAGUCUGGGUUCCUGACAUCAGUAUCUGGAACAGUGCUUCCAAUGAGCCCAGCAUCGAUCAUUCCGAGGCCAUCAUCUACCCUGACGGGACCAUCUACCUGGUCGUACCGAUGUUCGUCGACGCUUCGUGCGGACUCGAUCUCAGUGACUUUCCCUACGAUUCUCACAACUGCAGCCUCACUUUUGGUUCUUGGAUCAACGACAACUCGCGGAUAGUCUUUGACACGAGGUCAACCGGUGUGGGUCUGAGUCAUUUCUCGGAUAACCCGAUGUGGCACAUCGUAGAAACAUCGGUGCAGAAACACGCGAUCGUUUACGCCUGCUGCGAGGAGGUGUACGAAGAUGUCACGUUCUACAUCACGAUCAGCCGCCGGGAGAGCCACGGUCGCAUCGGUCCCGCCGUUGUCAGCGUCUGGUUGAUUCUCGCCGUCUUCCUCAUGCAGCCGUCGAAGGGAGGAGAACGUAUCAUCUUCGCAGGCCUGGUAUUUGUGUCGCUCAUCGUCCUCAAUGCGGCUCUCAGCGCCGAGGUGCCGGCGUACUCUGUGACCAGGCUGGGGAGGUUCCUUCUGGCUGGGAUGUUGAUUAACAGCAUCGUCGUCGUCAUCAACGCCAUCAUCUACCGGUUCUACCCCGCAGAGCAGCAAGGGACGACGAAGUCCAGCUUCAGUGCGCCCCGUGUCUUCUUCCUCCUCGACGUCGCAGUCGCUCUCAUUCUCUUCGUUGUCCUCACUAUCUUAACCGGCGCUCUAUUUUCCUAACGACAUCAUCGUGAACCGGAUAAAAUCAUUGUAUUUUUAUGAAAAAUAAAUGAGGUUUAAACAACUCCAGAUUUGGAAUAUUGGACUUUAAUGUGCUUAAUUAUAUAAGACAGGUAUACUUCAUAGAAGUUAGAGGCCUGCAAAAUUAUGUGUGAUCAUUGCAUGCAGUGUCAUUUCAUUAACAGGAAAUUUGGUCUUUUAUUAUCUUUUUUU
This is a messenger RNA of Strongylocentrotus purpuratus (purple sea urchin), 1445 nucleotides long. Its product is annotated as neuronal acetylcholine receptor subunit alpha-2. Gene Ontology annotation, molecular function: neurotransmitter receptor activity; transmembrane signaling receptor activity; extracellular ligand-gated monoatomic ion channel activity. Bases 168 to 1232 code for a protein of 354 amino acids. The transcript is spliced from 8 exons. The record is from RefSeq and is a predicted model, not a curated record. NCBI's taxonomy places the organism in Eukaryota, Metazoa, Echinodermata, Echinoidea, Camarodonta, Strongylocentrotidae. Gene Ontology annotation, cellular component: neuron projection; synapse; membrane. Gene Ontology annotation, biological process: monoatomic ion transmembrane transport; signal transduction; chemical synaptic transmission.